AAUGGGCUGAUUUUUUUCAUCAGAAGAGGACAACUUGCAAAUAGAGAAACAAAGUUCAAUAAAAGUUGAUACCCAAAGAACCACUCAGGCCCAAAUCAUUGGUCAAAUGAAAAAGGAAGAGAAGAAAGUAUCCCUAAACCCACUGGAAAGAUACCAUAUUAGCCCAAAAGUUCUAGGUGCAGGAGGAUUCGGUAAGGUAUUCCUUGCCAAGCUUGUUGAUGACCCUGAGAGCAAAUUUGCUAUUAAAGCUCUUAACAAGAGGCAUAAUAAAAUGAAGUUUGCCGAUGUUAAGAAAGAAAUAGAGUUUUUACAAAAACUUGAUCAUAAACAUAUCAUAAAGUACUUUGAAGCUUUCCAGGACCGGAAAUACGUAUAUAUCGUCACUGAGUACUGCCCAAACGGAGACUUGUUUGACUACAUAAAGAAUGAAGUCAGCGAGAAUGGCUCAUUCAAGGAAAAUGAGGCUUGAAAAAUUAUGAGAACCCUUCUCAAAACUGUAAACUACCUUCAUUCAAUGAACAUUGCACAUCUUGAUAUAAAGCCAGAGAACAUUAUGUUGGGAGAGGAUAAAAAUCUGAAACUUAUUGACUUCGGGAUCUCAAAGCAAAUGGAAAAUGAGAAGUUUAGUGGCAUUGUUGGCAGCUCUUUCUACAUCGCCCCUGAGGUAAUCGCAGGGAAGUAUGAUCUUAAGUGUGAUAUCUGGUCUUGAGGUGUAAUACUAUACAUUCUCUUGUGAGGAUAUCUUCCAUUCAACGGUCAGAACACUAACGCAGUAUUGAAGAAAAUCAAACUUUGUGACUUAAAUUUUACACAUAAGGAAUUUAGCAGUAUCAGUGAAAACGGGAUGGAACUCGUCAAGAUGAUGCUUGACCCCGAUCCCAAGACCAGAUGCUCUGCUGCAGAAUGUCUUGAGCAUCCUUGGUUCACUGAUAGGAAUUCGAUCAAAAAUAUUCAGGAAAAUGAAGAAAUUGAUCUUAAGAUUGUGCAAAAUAUCAAGGAUUUCAAUACAGGGUCUAUCAUCAAGAAGAAGGCAAUUAAUGUCCUGGUCAAGUUCAUGACUUCAAGAGAAAUUUCAGAUCUGAACACUUUGUUUGAGAGAAUCGAUACCGACCAUACUGGGUUCAUUAAGAUUGAGGAGCUAGCGAAGGCUCUGAAGAAAGUUGACAGAGAAAUCUCUCAAGACGAGAUCGACGGGAUCUUUAAAGGAAUUGAUAUACAAGGAAACCAGAAAAUUAACUAUAGUGAGUUUAUAGCAGCUACCCUGAACGUAAAGGAAACUUUGACAGAGGCAAAACUUCUUACGUUGUUUAAGAAUUUUGAUCUGGAUAACUCAGGAUAUAUCACACUGGAAAAUCUUCAAGGAGCUUUUCAGAAAUUUGGAAAUAAUAUUAGUAAAUCAGAGUUAUCUAGGGUCUUCGAUCAACAUGAUGUAGCCAAAGACGGAAAACUUUCAUAUAAGGAAUUCGAAAGAAUGAUGCUUGAUAAGGAUGAUGAUUCCUCUGAAGGUGCAUAAAACCCACCAUUUCCAUGUGCAUUUUUGGAUUCAACAACUUAA
Molecule: messenger RNA, 1555 nt
Organism: Moneuplotes crassus
Lineage: Eukaryota; Ciliophora; Spirotrichea; Euplotida; Euplotidae
Source: the annotation of a GenBank genome assembly